Molecule: messenger RNA, 1677 nt
Organism: Ectocarpus sp. CCAP 1310/34
Lineage: Eukaryota; Phaeophyceae; Ectocarpales; Ectocarpaceae
Source: the annotation of a GenBank genome assembly
GCUGCUGGCACGCGAGCCAUGUGGAAGUAAACAUUUUCAACCCAAACCACGGCUUGCGGAUUUGUUGUUUUCUUUAUAUGGGACAGCAAGUAGUACCUCUUGGACAGCAAAAACUCUUUGGCUGUCUCGCUGCGCAUUAUCGAAAUACAGAGUCUCCUUCUGUGGCAAUCUGCGGCGAGUGAAGAGGCUACAAGGAUCGAAUUAGAGUGUUGUAGGAAGCUCCGUAGAUUGUAGCCGUAUGGUUGAAGUUGUCCCCGUUUCCCCGGAGUUCCCAAUGCAUUUGGAAUAUUCUGGCUUUCAGUUCUCCUACACCCACCCACUUUGAUCAGAAGCCGCUUGGCAUAGCUUAGACUAGGGUUUAGAAAAGACAGCGAAGAAGACGCGGUUUCCAUGUAGAGGAGGGCGGAAAACAGACUUGAGAUCAAGCACGAACACACGAACACGGUGCAGCACUCAAUGGUCAAGGACGUGGUGCCUAGAGGAAGCCGCGGGUUUCUGAAGGACGAAGCCUUGCCGGCGAGGAUAGAGCACGGGGACCGUUCUAGAGCGGGUAUAUUUUUCAAGGAAGACACCAUGCCAGCGAGGAUGAAUCAAGAGGAAGAUGGGAGAGGGGGCGCACAGGGCGGAGGAAAACACGGGUUCGUCAAGCAAGAAGCGCUGCCGGCGAAGAUCAAGCAAGAGAAAGAUGUGAUUGGGGGCGGGCAAUGUGGAGGAAAACAUACGUUUGUCAAGCAAGAGGGCAUGCCCGCGAGCACCAAGGAUGAGCGUCGAAACGGCUGUGGGGGCUCCAGGGCAGUCAACGGAUUCAUCAAGCAAGAAGAUUUGCCGGCGAAGGUUAAACAAGAGAAAGGUGUGAGGCCGGAUGAGCAGGGCGGAGGAAAACACUGGUUCAUCAAGCAAGAAGCUUUGUCGGCCAAGAUCAAGCAAGAGAAAGAUGGGAGCGCGGGUGGACAGGGUGGAGGAAAACACGGAUCUCUCAAGCAAGAAGGUUUGCCAGCGAAGAUCAAGCAAGAGAAAGAUGGGAGCGCGGGUGGACAGGGUGGAGGAAAACACGGAUCCAUUAAGCAAGAGAAAUAUGGGAUGGUGGGUGGGCCGGGUGGAGGAAAACACGGGCUGGUCAAGGAAGAAGCGAUGCCGGCGAAGAUCAAGCAAGCGAAAGGUGUCCGAGGGGGUGGGGGGCGUACCACGGACGGGCUCAAGUCUGUCAAGCAAGAGACCGUACAGGCGAAGGGACACAAGAGGCCUCACCCGGGAGAAGAGGGCGCUCGGGACCGCCAGAAGAAGAAAAAGAAAAACCUUUCCACAGCAGAUAGAGCCGUACGACAAGCGCAGGCUGCUGCAAUCUAUGGCCAGUCCCAGCAGCAUCGCCAACAAUCCAAGAAAAACCCCCAACAACUCAAGAAAAUGAGCAAGAAGGAAAUUCAUAUCCAACGACAACGGAGGCUGUACCUGUGGCGGAGGGCGGGUGGGCAAGUGGUCGAAGACGAGGCUAGAAUCACCAACCUUCGAAUCAAAAUGCAGGCCGGGAUAGAAGCAAAGGACAAGCAGAAGAGGAAGGCGAACAUGUCGAUGAGGAGGAUGGUAAGGGCGGGGAUCUACACCGGCUGGGACGACACAACGCCCAAUGUGGCACUCAUACAGAAGGCGCGGAAGGGCCUCCCCAACAGGCCUUUUUAG